CACUUUUUUGCUAAUGGCUUUUAAGGUUAUCCAUGCUAUACAAAAUGGCAGCGUUAUGGCAGUAUUAUUCUUUUAACAGAAUUAAAAUAAAAUACAGAUGUAAUUACACUUUUUCGAGAAUAGUUAUGGAUGCUGAUAAUAUUUUCUUUUAUGGCAGUUCAGGCACACUAUUAAUAUGUCAGGUCAUCCUUUGGUCUUAUUUAAUGACUGAUUUUCACAUGUACUCUACAAUUGUUCUUUUUCCGAUUUUUUUUAGGAAAGCACUUUCACUUGCUCUCAUGGUUGCAGUCACAUUGAGUAAGAAGACAACUGGGGUGCUGAGAUAAUCAGCUAGUGGCCUGGUUAAAUAGGGCUUAGUAAUGAGGAGUGUGUUUUUAAUAAGAACUUAAAGAGCUUGUAGCGCAAAGGCCAGGCUUCAGGGAGAGGAGACAUAGAGGAACAAAGCAUAUGAUUGUGCAUUAGCACUCACACACUUUAUGAUCGUAUAGCUUUUCUUGUAAAACGGUCAUUAGGAGCAUCUCUUCUCUUUCCCUGGACACAGAGAGACUUCAGAGGAGGACGUGGUUCUCUUUCAGCUCUGGGCUCAGGCUUUGAUGCAGAUCACCUGAUCAGUUUUACUAGAGCAGAUCCUGAUUCACCUUCAACACUAUUAGGAAAACACCUUGCUGAUGACAGUUAGAUUGGACACGGGUUGCCCCUGCUGUGGCAGGCGUCUCAUCUCACGGUUCUUCUCGGUUUCUCGACCAUUUGAGGAUUAUAUGCUGUAAAUAUUCCAUUUUUGUCUUGAAACCUCAUUUGAAAUCUCAUUCCUUGGCCGUCACCUGCCAGUGCUGAGACUGAGGCAGAAGAUCCCAAGAUGAGUGUCAAAAAGGAAGACGUGGAGAAGUUUCUGGAUGGAAAUCCAGAUUUUGCCAGGAGCUAUUUUGACAAAAAGCUCAAACCUGGGGCCGUGGCCUCCAUCAUGCGAAUACCAGAGUCUAAAGUGGAUAUGGACAGUUUUAAGGACAUAUGCUCGAUAGAGGAGGGAGCGAUAUUCUACGAUCUCAUUACAGACAUGCAGGAGAACGUCAAUAUGGAGAAGGUGAUUUUUAAGAUUCUGAAGCGAAUCAGUGCUCUGAUCCACGCCGACAGAUGUAGCCUGUUCAUGUAUCGACAGAGGAACGGCAUCGCUGAGCUGGCUACACGUCUCUUCAACGUGAAUGAAAACUCUGAGCUGGACGAUUGCGUUGUGCCUCCAGACUCGGAGAUCGUCUUUCCUCUGGACAUCGGUAUAGUAGGAUACGUGGCUCAAACCAAGAAGCCAAUCAAUGUGAAGGAUGUUACACAGGACAGUCACUUCAGCUCAUUCGUUGAUGAACUUACUGAAUACACCACAAACAAUAUGUUGGCGGCACCCAUCAUGAAUGGAAAGGACGUCGUAGCCGUCAUCAUGGCAGUCAACAAGACUACUGGACCCCAUUUCACAGAUGAAGAUGAGGAUCUUUUUUUAAAGUAUCUAAAGGUUGGCUCUCUGAACCUGAAGAUUUUUCAUCUGAGCUACCUUCAUAACUGCGAAACACGAAAAGGACAGCUGCUGUUGUGGUCAGCUAACAAGGUGUUUGAAGAGCUCACAGACAUUGAACGACAGUUUCACAAAGCUUUGUACACAGUACGAGCCUAUCUCAACUGUGACAGGUACUCUGUGGGCCUACUGGACAUGACCAAGGAAAAGGAGUUCUUUGAUAUUUGGCCUGUGUUGAUGGGAGAGCAGGCACCCUAUUCUGGCCCAGUCACUCCAGAUGGAAGAGAAAUCAUUUUCUACAAGGUUAUCGAUUAUAUUUUGCACGGAAAAGAAGACAUCAAGGUCAUACCAAAUCCACCGGCAGAUCAUUGGGCUUUGGCUAGUGGAUUACCUACAUAUGUAGCGGAGAGCGGAUUUAUCUGCAACAUCAUGAAUGCAGCAGCAGAUGAAACGUUCGAAUUUCAGACGGAACCGUUGGAUAGCAGUGGAUGGACCAUCAAGAAUGUGCUGUCCCUCCCAAUUGUCAACAAAAAAGAAGAAAUUGUGGGCGUUGCAACUUUCUACAACAGGAAGGAUGGCAAACCAUUUGAUGACCAUGACGAACAACUCAUGGAGGCUUUGACACAGUUUCUGGGCUGGUCGGCCCUCAACACAGACACCUAUGACAAAAUGAACAAGCUGGAGAACAGGAAAGACAUUGCCCAGGACAUGGUGCUGUACCAUGUCAAGUGUCGAGAUGAUGAGAUUCAAAACAUCCUUAAAACAAGAGAAUAUUUUGACAGAGAACCAAGAGACUGUGAGGAGGAAGAGCUUUUGGAGAUACUGAAAAAAGAGCUGCCUGGCCCGAAGAAGUUUGAAAUCUACGAAUUCCGUUUCUCAGACUUUGACUGCACUGAACUGGAUCUUGUAACAUGCGGGAUCCAGAUGUACUAUGAAGUCGGAGUGGUUAAAAAGUUCCAGGUCCCUCAGGAGGUUUUGGUGAGAUUCAUGUACUCAGUCAGCAAAGGCUACAGAAGAAUCACCUACCACAACUGGCGCCAUGGCUUCAAUGUUGGGCAAACCAUGUUCACUUUACUCACGACAGGAAAACUGAAGCGGUAUUACACAGAUUUGGAGGUGAUGGCCAUGAUCACUGCCGGCUUCUUGCAUGAUAUUGACCACAGAGGAACAAAUAAUCUCUACCAAGUGAAGUCCCAAAAUCCUCUAGCAAAGCUGCAUGGAUCAUCCAUUCUAGAGAGGCAUCACUUGGAAUUUGGCAAAUUCUUGUUAGGCGACGAGUCAUUAAACAUCUUCCAAAACCUCAACAGAAGACAAACGGAGCAUGUCUUCCACCUCAUUGACAUUGCCAUUAUUGCAACUGAUCUUGCCUUGUACUUCAAAAAGAGAACGAUGUUUCAGAAAAUUGUGGAUCUCUCGGAGACAUACGAAGAACAGAAAAAAUGGGUGGACUUCAUGUCUCUUGAAACGACAAGGAAAGAAAUUGUAAUGGCCAUGAUGAUGACCGCAUGUGACCUCUCAGCUAUCACAAAACCAUGGGAGGUGCAGAGCAAGGUUGCCCUCUCUGUAGCAGCUGAGUUCUGGGAGCAGGGUGAUCUUGAGAGGACUGUUCUCGAGCAACAACCUAUCCCCAUGAUGGACAGGAACAAAGCCGCAGAGCUGCCAAAGCUUCAGUGCGGUUUUAUCGACUUUGUCUGUACUUUUGUCUACAAGGAAUUCUCUCGUUUUCACCCGGAGAUCCAGCCAAUGUAUGAUGGCAUUCUGAACAACCGGAAGCAUUGGAAAGAGAGGCAGGAAGAAUAUGAGGCAAAACUAAAGGCAAUGGAGGAGGCGGUCAAGGCCAGACAGGAAGCAGCUACCAAAAAUGCUGCAAACUCCAACAGCACCAGUGGAUCGGGAUCAGGAUCCAAGACCUGCUCCAUCUGCUAGAGAAAACACAACAAGGGCAAGGCAGCUUGGGAUGUAACCUAGCCUCUAAGUAGUACAUCACAUCAAGAUCACACUUAGGAUCCUCAAGAAUCUGAUCAGGAGUGAGUGGGAAAACGCUAUCAAACACACGUAUCGGAUCUUGUCUACAGUUAGCAUUACCGUUUCCUUCGGGUCAUAGUGUUUAAGCAUUUUCAUUGAAUGGUAAUCGGUUUCAAUUAAGCACAAUGUACUACAAGAAAAUGUAGGUUUUUUUUAUCCAUGAUGUUUUUUCCAAGGAUUUUAGUAUCACCUAGGGUUUAAUUUAGCUACUCAGUGGUGAUCAGCCGCUGUUUAAAAUCAAGCAGGUUCAUGACAAGUUUAAUCGAGGAAUCCAAAAAAUACGUACGAUACAUUGUCGUAAUAGCAAAAUAACCUUUUCUGUUUUGUAACUGCAAUAAUGUUGUCACCUCUCACUGCAUAUCAAAAAAACAAAGGCCAUUAUAUGUGAUGUAAUUUUUUCCCUCUAAAAAUAAUACUAAAUGUACAGCCGAAAGCUAGCUUUCAGGUCGCUAAAUGUGACAAGGUAAGUGCGCAGUAAGAUAUAGCUUCUAGUAAGCCAGACGGCAGAGUACAGUGGUUGUCAGAAGGUAUAAAGUUAGGGUUGUUUUUAUAGUUUGAGUUUCCUUCACUUAAGCCGACAGGUAAUACGCAAUUGUCCUUCAGGCUUAUUUACAUCAAGUGCUGUCAUGGGUGUGUUUUACCGAGCAAUGUCCCGUUACUCAGUGUCUCUGCUGCUGGGACAUGCGUUCAAAGAGAAAACUGAUUCCAGUGGCCUUGAUACCAUUCAUCUGUUCUCAGCUGACCCGUCAUCACACUGAACUUCAGGAAGUUUCAAGUUAUUGAACUCAUUUAAGUCCUUCAAUUCACGAACGUAUUCCACUUCAGGCAAUUCCGUUCUUCCUACUUCUGACUUCUUUGUAGGAAGUCUCUCUUUCACUGGUUGUCUGUAAACCAUCAGUUGUGAAUCGAAUUGUGUAAAUAUACGAAAUUAUUUGUAAAUCUUACGAGGUACGAUUUUACAUAGCGUUAAAGUAAAUACCACUAAGGUGUGUUUUAGCGCACUUAAUUUUACGAGCUUGUUACACAAAGCUGCUGCUUCUGUUUCAGAUUAUCAUAAAGGUUUAAUUUAAGUAGCGAAGGUUCGGGCGGUAGCAACUAAAUCGGAUGUUUAAAUCAAUUUAUCGGUGAGGGCCCAAUUAUAAGACUUUUUGAAUUUGACACAAAUGCGAUUUACUUGCAGAGCAAGUUUCAUCAUUUUUGAGACCGAUUUAAUUAUUUUGAUUCAUCAUUAAAUAAGAUGCUGUCAAACUAUCAAAAAUACGGUACCGAAUAUGGGUGAUUCCAAUUAAAUUGGUAAACAUUUUAAGCUUCACUUCUGUAUGCUCAAUACAAUGACAA
This is a messenger RNA of Puntigrus tetrazona (Sumatra barb), 4864 nucleotides long. RefSeq names its product phosphodiesterase 6B, cGMP-specific, rod, beta (gene pde6b). Bases 857 to 3427 code for a protein of 856 amino acids. The transcript is spliced from 22 exons. The record is from RefSeq and is a predicted model, not a curated record. Gene Ontology annotation, biological process: signal transduction; retina development in camera-type eye. Gene Ontology annotation, molecular function: 3',5'-cyclic-nucleotide phosphodiesterase activity; protein binding. NCBI's taxonomy places the organism in Eukaryota, Metazoa, Chordata, Actinopteri, Cypriniformes, Cyprinidae. Gene Ontology annotation, cellular component: photoreceptor outer segment membrane.